UGUCCUAACGGAGUUGCCGUAGUACUUCCGCCUCUGGGCACAGAUCCAAGUGUUGUGGAGUUGCUAGGAGGAUUUUCCGUUUCGUGGCUUUUCUCUUCUCUCGACAACACAAUAAAUGUCAAUGGUUUCAAACCCUUAAAAUACCCGAACAGCCAUCAUUUUUCUACCGGGAGCUUCUCCAACUUCCUGCGGGGGAAACUGGGACGACACCCCGGUCAUAGCAGCUGUUAUCCAGCGGUCAUAGCAGCUGUUAUCCAGCGGGGACUGAACCUACGCAAGAAGUCAGGCCCCUGGCUAUGGCUCAAGAGCUAAUCAAAGAAGAGGGCAUUUUUUUUGAUGACCUCAACAAGUUGCGAGCCCUCGACCCAGAUGUCAGCCAAAACACCUCCGAGCUCAAGGAGGAGUGCAAAGAAUUUGUCACCAAAAUUGAACAGUUUCAGGACAAGGUGGGAGGUCUGAUUCAGCUGGUCGACGAGCUGGCAAAAGAAACCGAGGCGGAAAAGUUCAAGGUGAUUGGAGCCAGAAACCUGCUGAAGUUGGUGGCGAAGCAACGAGAAGCCUUGCAACAGCAGCUUCACGCUCUCAUCGCCGAGAAGAAGAUGCAACUUGAAAGGUAUUGCGUUGAGUGUGAUGCCUUGUCUAAAGUGGAGUCUGAACAGAACGAGUUCAUCAACCAGUUUAUUCUGCAAAACUGAGUCAAGAAGCCAGCCAGUGUUUACGUUGGUAUGUAGAGCGGCCAUCCCACAAGUUGAAGAUUCAAGUCCGACAACAGGUGCCCUCUAAGUCCAGUUGAACUAUACCCGGAGUAACACAAGGAACCUCUCCGGAUCUUCC
Entelurus aequoreus (snake pipefish) is the source of this 834-nucleotide messenger RNA. Its product is annotated as intraflagellar transport protein 20 homolog A-like. Gene Ontology annotation, cellular component: centrosome; Golgi apparatus; cilium. Bases 297 to 695 code for a protein of 132 amino acids. The record is from RefSeq and is a predicted model, not a curated record. Gene Ontology annotation, biological process: protein localization to cilium; centrosome localization; intraciliary transport. The transcript is spliced from 7 exons. Lineage: Eukaryota; Metazoa; Chordata; Actinopteri; Syngnathiformes; Syngnathidae.